UUGCCAACAUGAGAAACAACCAGACAACACAAAACGCCACAGGUUGCCACGCUCACCAAUUUCUAGAUCCAGAUCUCAACAUGAAGAACAAACUCGUCCAGACAAAUUGCUGCUGAUAAUUGGGACAUGGAACUAUGACAGCUUCAGAGAUUCCUCCUGCUCUGGAUGAACAUACAGAAAGCAUCAACCUGCCGUGGACAUCUGUGGCUAUGUCGCAACAGCACAGCACUUCAUCAGUGGUAAUAUUCUUCUUGUCGGCGGGGUUGCAGUGCUACUGCUUCAGCUUCCUUGGUUAUAUAUACUGGCAAAUCGUAGCCUAGUUGAUACCAUUGCAGCUCAGCUUCUCACAGCCAUUUCCAAAGAAACAAGAAAAAAUACCGCAGCUCUAAUUGGAGCCAUGGCUUCCAUUCUUAGAUCUACAAGUUUGCCUUCUAGCUUUCAUUCUGAAGAAAUCAACAUCGAAGAACAAUUGCACAGCCUCAAGGCAACCAUUUCUUCUGCUACCACUGAAAAAGUGGUCGAUGGCAUCAGGAGGCUUGGAGGGUUGUACAACAGCAUCGAGGAGAUGAUGUGCUCACCAAGUGGCCAGGUUAGCCUUUGCCAGCCACAACAGAGGAAAGCAGUGGAGAAAGAGCUCGAGAAGUCCCUCAUCUUUCUCGACCUCUGCAACGCCAUGCAAGAGAACUUUUCUGAGCUCAAGACAAGCAUUCAGGAGAUGCAGUUGGUCAUCAAGAGAGGAGAUGACUCCGCUCUUAAAUCCAAGAUCCAGUCCUACAUCCGCUUGGCUAAGAAGGUGCAAAAACAGUUGAAGAAGAUCAGCAAGAAGCCUAUUACAGUUCACCAGGAAACCUGCAGGGUGAUCAAGCAGUUGGCUGAAGCUAGAGAGAUUGGAAUCUCCAUGCUUGAAUCAUUGCCGCAUCUCUUGUUGAACCAAAUUGCAAUGCCAAGCUCUAGCAAAUGGUCCCUUCUCUCCAGGACUACCCACAAAAGAAGACUAACAUGCGAGGAGGAGCAAUUGCAGGCGAUGGAGUUGGUCAUUGUUGAUCUUGAGAUUGGAAUUGAGACUUUGUUCAGGAAAUUGAUCCAGAGCAGAGUUUUAGUCCUCAACACUCUCAGUUUGUAGAUAGAUUAGGCAUGAACCCUGAUCCAAUGUGAUUGGCAUCAGCCUUUUAAAGGAUCUGCUGACCAUCAUACAAUUUUGUAAUGUACCAGUAAAUGAGCAACUGUACAGAAAAUUACUGAAAAGAAAGUCACAGUUUUUGGUCUAUUUCCUA
Messenger RNA from Panicum virgatum (switchgrass), 1274 nucleotides. RefSeq lists its product as uncharacterized. The coding region runs from base 398 to 1123 and encodes 241 amino acids. The transcript has a single exon. The record is from RefSeq and is a predicted model, not a curated record. Gene Ontology annotation, biological process: root development; shoot system development. NCBI's taxonomy places the organism in Eukaryota, Viridiplantae, Streptophyta, Magnoliopsida, Poales, Poaceae.